This is a messenger RNA of Phytomonas sp. Hart1, 1787 nucleotides long. NCBI's taxonomy places the organism in Eukaryota, Euglenozoa, Kinetoplastea, Trypanosomatida, Trypanosomatidae. The record is from the annotation of a GenBank genome assembly.
GUCUUUUGAAGAAAAUAUCAUAUUUCAGCACUCAUAGGUAUGGAAAUGGUGUAACAAAUCCCAACAUCUAGAUAUUUAUCAAGGAAGGAUAAAGAUUAAAAUCGUCAUCGAUAAAUACUUCAUGUAUGUCUAAAUCAGUGCUUUAUUGAAUUUCACUCUAUUUCACGCUCACAAACACCAAACACAGACACAUACACCGACAAAAAAUAUAUAUUGAGUUCAAAGUAUACUUUUGCUUUUCUCCUUAAGAGUGAAUUCCUAUGAAAUGUCCUAGAAGUUGUAGCUUUUUCCUUCUUUGUGAAAGACAGAAAAAAAAACAUCGUCAGGUUGAGCAAAAAUUGCUGCUCUGCGGCAGACAGGAUUCGAUGUUUCAUAAUUCUCUGGUUGAUAAUGUCGGGUUUAAAAUAAUCCUGUGAUAACACUGAAAAUGUUCAGUAAAUCAUCUGGACCCCGAGUAGGCCUCACACCUCUUCGAAUGCUAGCUUUGAUCGUGUGCGUGUGUGUUUAACUAACAAACAUGUUGGGUCUAAUGCAUUGUUUGCGUUUUUUUUUAACUAUCUUAUGUUCUUACUGUUUUAGAAAUUUUUUGAAAUUAUAAAAUUUACAAAAAUCCUUCCCCCCCCCUUUCAACUUCCGUUUCACUAUUUGUUCGACCAUUACGAUAAUAAAAUUUUAUGGUGAAUUUUAUUAAAUCGUAAGAUAUAUUAUAAAUGAUCUCAAUAAAUUUGAGCGGAAGUAUCGCUAAAUGUGAUUCUUAUGUAUACUUUUCUUCUACGCAUAAAUUGAAGUAAUGUUUACAGAAAUACGACUUAUUUUCUAUAUAUUUAUUUGAAGGCACAUUUUUGAAAAGAAGCUUAAAUAUGGGUAAGGCACCUCCGAAAUGGUUACCAGGGGAACGGGUGAAGGAGACAAUUUUGCUGCAGCGCAAGUCUGUAGAACAACUUAGGGCUGACCGCGUGCUACGUCGGGAUAAACUUAAGGCGCAGCGCGAGCGUCGAAAGGCCAAAAUCGACACCAAACGCAAGAAAAAGUUAACCACAAAAAAGUUUAUUUCUGCACAGACUAUUUUAAAAAGUGCCCAACGCAAAGAGCGUCAAGGUAAGCAGUUCCGGAAGAUUGGGGAAAAGGUCAAAGGCCGUGAAAAGCGGUCUGACAAAAAGCGCUUCCAGACCUAUCUUAACGACAGUAGGGUAGUACUCCUUGUGCGGGCAAAGGGGAGCCAGAUUCCACCCGAAGUGACGGCAGCCUUCCACUCAAUUGGGCUCCAAAAGCUAUACGCCGCGCGGCUGAUGUACGCUGGUAACCCUCACACACAUAAACUUAUCAAGCAGCUUCAGCCCUUCUGCAUCUUUGGCCACCCCGAUCGAGAGCAACUCGAUGCCCUUCUCCGCACCCGCGGAUGCAUCUACAACCCGGAAACCAAAACGAGGCGGUUCAUUAGUAGCAACCUUUUGAUUGAACGCGCACUUGGGGCCUAUGGAGUUUUAUGUAUAGAGGAUAUCAUAGAUACGAUUGCAAACCGCACGGAGUCCACCGCGGAGGUGCUUAAGCGCAUUGGGCCCUUCGACUUCCACCCACCCCGGCAGCUCUUCCUCGAACGUCACCGUUCUGUGCAUCAGAAACUGGAGGUACUUAAUAAAGAUUCCUUCGCUGCGUAUUUGGCGAAUGAGCUUCGGGGUACCGCAAAGCGCGAGCGAAAGCGCUCCGCUAGUGCUCUUCCUGUAGUGGAAACCAAAAAGGCAGAGGGUAGUGGUGGUUCCUUGAAGCGCAAGCGGAUCGAGCGCUAA